AUGAUGAUGGAACAACAGAGAGCGCGAUUAGGGCCGCUACCUGGGGGCCGCUACCUGGGGGCCGCCAGGCCGCGUCUGGGGCUGGCGCUGGACGUGGCAGCAUGCGAGCCGCCAGCCAACAUAGUCGACCGGCACUACCACCUGACCGGUCGACACUUCCAUCAUCCCCAUCAGAGGGCUUGGCUUCGACAGGGUCCCCUAGGGCCCAAUCUUCGGAGCCCGCCGCUGGGCUACAGGGGGAGAAACCGGACGGACUGGCUACCGAGCAGCAAUGUACCGCGAGUUCUUGCUGCUUGCUGGUUUAUUCAGCGUUCGAACAUCUUUAACGCGACCGAGCUCGGACGAUUAAGACGUGAGGCUGUUCCUGAAGUGCCAGCCUCUUCUGCAGAGCAAAUCGUCUCACCGGCGGCGCCUGUCCGCGAAGAGACUGAACCUAUGUCCCAAGAUUUGCAUGCAGAGGAGGAGGACACUGAGGGUACUGUCUCCCUUGAUAUAGAGCGUAUGGGAAGGAUCUUAGAAGAGACGAUUUCUGAAAUCCGUAAUGCUCCUCUGGAGGAUCGUCCGCGGCUCUCCCGUAUUGCGCUAAAUAUAGCGUCACGGGAUGUCAUUGAGGCCAUAAACGAAAUGCUGCCCCAACACCUGGCGGGCAGCACUGGUCUGGAUGAUACGGCUUCUAUCCUUUUCGGGGCAGCCCUGGCCGUCCACCGCUUCAUUGGCAUCAAAACCAUGAAACCUGGGCGCCCGGGGCGUUCUGCUAAUAACACCAAAGCAGAACCAGCCUGGAAGAGAAGGAUAGAACGCCGUAUCACCCUUGCCAGAGGCCUCAUUGGCAGACUGCUAUGCUUCAGGUCGGGCAAUAGAAGGCCAAGGAUUGUGCGCUCCGUCAGAAUAGCCUUAACGGGCUCGGGAUUGGAGUGUCCUGCAGUCUGUUCUACCUCUCCACAGCCGAAUCCGGCUGACCUUAUCGCUUUUUGGCGAAACAUAUGGUCAAGAGAAGUAGAGCACGAUGAGGGUCCUUGGAUUUCGGCGAUAGAGGAGACAUGUGCCGCAAUCAGGCCGAUGAACCCAGUCGCCAUCUCUACGGAGGAUGUAGUUGGUGCAGUAAGGCGGGCCGCGAACUGGAAAAGUCCGGGGCCCGACGGACUGCAUCACUACUGGUUGAAGGCGUUCUCGACUUGCCAUGUCACCUUGGCUCGCCAAUUCCAAGAGGCUCUCGAGCAAGGGACACUCCCGAACCUUUUCACCACCGGGAUCACUCAUUUAGCUCCAAAGACCACCGACACCAUAGAUCCCUCAAAAUACCGCCCCAUCACGUGUCUUACUACCAUCUAUAAGACACUGACAUCCGUUCUGAGCUCUAAGAUAACUCGUCAUGUAGAGGAUAAUAACAUCAUGUCUGGGGCUCAGAACGGAUGUCGGGGUGGUAGUCGUGGUACUAAGGAGCUCCUUCUCAUCGAUUCCGUCGCGGGCCAAUUGGUCAAACGCAACCGCCGGAAUUUUGCCGCAGCCUGGAUUGACUAUAAAAAGGCAUUCGACUCGGUGCCUCAUUCGUGGCUCUUGAGGGACCUUGAGCUGUACAAAAUCGAUUGUACAGUUCAAGACUUCCUCCGGUCAUGUAUGGGGCAAUGGAGCACGAUCCUUUGUCUCCAUGGCGAGAGGUUGGCGGAUGCCGAUGACCGGAUUAGGAUACGCCGGGGUAUCUUCCAGGGUGACUGUCUGAGUCCACUAUGGUUUUGCAUGGCCUUGAAUCCUCUCAGUACAUUACUAGAGGGUUCGGGGACAGGCUUUCAGUUUCGGAGAGGAGGGACAAAAGUGCCUCACCUUCUCUACAUGGACGACCUCAAACUGCUAGCGCCCAAUGCUACCCGACUGCAGGAAUUACUGAAUCUCACCACGGGAUUCAGUAAUUCCAUCAGAAUGGAGCUGGGACUAGACAAGUGUGCGGUCUUGCUUGUGGAGAGGGGUCAGGUAACUCACACGGUCGGGAUCAAUCCUGACCUGCUUAACAUCAAGACCCUUUCUGAAACUGAAUCUUACCGGUAUCUGGGCAUGUCACAAUCUAUAGGGGUGCAAGAGGCGGACAUGAAACAGUCAGUUUGCGAGGGUUUUUAUCGGCGUCUGACAAAGAUCUGUAAAAGUUAUUUGUCGGGCGCCAAUAAGAUUCGAGCUUAUAACGGCUGGGUCAUGCCUGUUCUCAUGUACACCUUUGGCGUGCUCAGAUGGACUCAGACCGAAUUAGACGUCCUGGAUAGAAGGGUCCGCACGACUAUGACUCUCUAUCGUAAGCAUCACCCAAAAUCGUCUGUCAUGAGAUUGUAUGUCCCCCGAAAGUGUGGUGGUCGAGGCCUACUUAGCGCCAAGACCAUGCACAAUCGGGAGAUAUGCAACCUCAGGACUUACUUCGAGACGAAAAGGGAGUCCCCGAUGCAUACAGAAGUCAUAGCAAGUGAUAAAGGAUUCACCCCGCUAUCCUUGGCCAACAGCGAAUGGCAAAAACCAGUGGUACAGAGCAUCUCUGACCGGGAGACCGUAUGGAAGGGGAAGGAGCUGCACGGACGCUUUUUUAAGGCUCUUCAUGAGCCCCAUGUCAGUAAAAAAGCGUCCGUGCAGUGGCUGCGCUUCGGUGACCUCUUUGGGGAAACCGAAGGGUUUGUCUUUGCGAUACAAGACCAGGUGGUAAAGACGCGGAACUACCGAAAGUACAUUCUGAAGGAUGGCACUCACGACAUCUGUCGAGCCUGUCGCCAUCCCGGCGAGUCACUUAGACAUGUCUUUUCGGGUUGUUCAGCUCUUGCCAACACUGAGUAUCUGCACAGACACAACCAAGCAGCCAAAAUCCUUCACCAAGAGCUUGCUCUGACGUACGGUCUCCUGGACCAGAGGUUGCCUUAUUACAAGUACACACCGGUGCCAGUGCUUGAACGCGACGGAGUCCGGCUCUAUUGGGACCGGUCCAUUAUCACGGACAGGACUAUUCUUGCGAAUAAGCCUGACAUCGUGGUGUUGGACCGGGCACAGUCGCGGGUGUUUUUAGUGGACAUCACAAUUCCAUAUGACGAGAACCUUGUGAGAGCUGAGCGGGCUUACAUUACCUACACAAGAUAUGGCAACCAUCCUAUAGGUUACUCUGGAUACGAGUACGGUGGUUACGAUGGUCAUAGUGAAUAUUACGCGUAUCCCAAGUAUUCAUACGAUUACUCGGUAAAGGACCCCCAUACUGGUGAUUUCAAAACCAAAUGGGAGACGCGAGAUGGGGAUGUAGUAAAAGGUGCCUACUCAGUGGCGGACCCUGACGGCACGACCCGCAUAGUGGAGUACACAGCCGACAAGCACAAUGGUUUCAAUGCGGUGGUAAAGCGAAUUGGCCACUCGUACCACCCACAGGUCCAUAGCAAUAGCUAUCGUACUGGUUUCUACAGAUACCACUAGAUGGCGUGCAUAGAAUUUCCACCGUAUACCAACAGAGGGCAGUGAAAUGCAAUGAAGCUGUGAUAUUGCGGGAGUGUAAAAUAACUAUUUUCUAUGAUAACAGUUUUAAGUGUUAGCUAAUAGUUCAAUUUUACAAUAAUAAUGUGUUUUGUAAAUUAUUUAUUAUAAUCAUUUAAUUGAAUGACAAAAAAUUUUUUUUGAUUUUACACAGGAAUAACUUAAUUAUGUAGGUACCUAUGCAUUACAGAUUUCUACAAAAGGUAUUUAAUUUUUAUCGGGAAAAUUCAUAUAACAUGCGUGAAAGUAAUAUUUCUCUUGGUUGUAUUAACAGCUAUUUUUUUAGCUAGUUUGAUGUAAUUCUACAGCUAUUUUUAGAUCAGAAACUUAGAACUCCAAAUUUCUCCACAUACUUAAUGGUUAAUUGAUCGGAAAAUUUUACUUUCCACAUUAAUGUAGGUACUGAAUUUCUCACUAAACUUUUGACGAUAGUGGGCUUGACUUGAUUGAUCUACAAUGCAUUUCUUCUGUCAUA
Bicyclus anynana (squinting bush brown) is the source of this 3961-nucleotide messenger RNA. RefSeq lists its product as uncharacterized. NCBI's taxonomy places the organism in Eukaryota, Metazoa, Arthropoda, Insecta, Lepidoptera, Nymphalidae. Bases 1 to 3429 code for a protein of 1142 amino acids. The record is from RefSeq and is a predicted model, not a curated record. The transcript is spliced from 6 exons.